AUGGUUUUCAGUUUUUACUGUAGCGACCCUUUGGAUUUAGCACCAAUCCAGGAAGUAGACAAAGAUCUGUGUGACCCUGAGAAGCUGAGAACAGUAGAGAAGCUGGUGGAUGACCUCUCAGUGGCUCUGUCUCAACACUUUCCACGAAUGUGGUCAUAUCUAAGUUCUCCUGCUCUGGACUCCAAGUCAGCCCAUCCCAAACUGGAAAUAUCCCAGGACAGGAAACAAGUGUACUGGAGAAGGCAGCCUGUCAGUGACGCGCUGAGCCCCCAGCCUUAUGACUCCCAGUACAGUGUCUUGGCCCAGGAGAGCUUUACUGCUGGCCGCCACUACUGGGAGGUCAUCGUCCAGGAGAAACCUUACUGGCUAAUGGGUGUGACCACCGGGUCAGUCAAUGAAAAAGGUGCUCCAAGUCAGAGUUUCUCCAGCCUGGGUGUGAACAACACAUCCUGGUGCAUCUACCAUGGAGACGGGCAGUACCUGGCAUGCCAUGAUACCCAAGAGAAGCAGCUGUCGGUGGGUAAGAGAAUCAGAAAGCUGGGUAUACUGGCAGAUCUCCAGAAGGGGGAGCUGUCAUUCUAUGAUGCUGAUGCUAUGACCCUGAUUCACACUUUCUGUGUGCAGUGCACAGAGCCCCUCUACCCCAUGUUAAACCCAUGCAUUGAUGUAAAUGGACUGAACAUGCAGCCGCUUACCAUGUUUUGGAUUAAGGACCCCUGAGAUGGUCACGGAAACACAAAUGGGGGGAAAAGAGUGAACUUAGAGGACAACCUUAAAUGUUUUGAAUCA
Molecule: messenger RNA, 789 nt
Organism: Etheostoma spectabile (orangethroat darter)
Lineage: Eukaryota; Metazoa; Chordata; Actinopteri; Perciformes; Percidae
Product: nuclear factor 7, brain-like
Exons: 2
Coding region: 1-720 (239 amino acids)
Molecular function (GO): protein binding
Source: RefSeq, a predicted model, not a curated record